AUGGCCAGCAUGGGCAAGAAGCACUCAAGAGGGUAUUCAGAUAGUAGCUCACAAAGCUACAGUCCUGUACCUCAGGAGAGAUGGGAAGAAACCUCCUCCAAGAAGCUCCUCCCUUCCUAUAAUGUCAACCCACUGCCCCCUGAAGUACUUGAUCCUGGCAAGAUCAAGUAUGAUCCAGAGGCUGUUAAGGCAGGGUUUGAGAAGGGUGUUGCACGGGCUGAGGAGGUGUUGAAGUGGGCCCCUCGCUUCUACAUCAACCAGUCAUUGGACGAGCUUCCUACUGCUCGCCAGUUCAAACCCUCCGAGCUGCGUCAAAUUGAAGAGGAGUGGAACGAGGCCAAGAACAAGAAUUGCACUCCAUUCACUACCAUUAUUGUCAACCGGAAUGGCAAGAUUCUCAUAGUCUAUCUAGGGCGCAGACUCUUGAUUAGAGGCUCCCCUAGUGUUGAGGCUAAGCCGAUCAGUGCCAUGUACACUGAACGGAACAAUAAAACUGUCCAAAACCUUUGGAAGCGGUUGAAAAAGAAUAACAAAACUGAUUAUCUCAUCUCGGACGGCCUUGAUUUGACCAGACGAGCAAUUAGAUUUCCUCAAGAGCACACAGUUUCUAGCGUCUCAUGUUCAGCCAAAUGUGCACCAGAACGAUCGCGUCAUGACGAGCCUUGGACUGAACUAGAUACUCAUGUUGCACGCUACCCUGCCACCUUGGAGGAAGAGGAUCCUAUGCAGCACAAGGGCACCUCUCACUUGGUGCAGUGCUGGCAUAUGCAAGGGCAUCGGAACCAUGAGCUUUACCCUAGCAGUGAUUUCUAUCUCACACAAGAGCUUACCCCCAAUUUCAAACGCUCAGCAAUGCAGAGCAAAUCACUUUUCAAGGUUUUCUUUCCGGAGGAGUACAAGCAGUACGAGGCUGUCUUUGAAGCCGGUCGCUGGAUUGCGAGGAUCCUGCACCUUGGCUUGGUCGUGCUAUUCUCUGGAAGAUGCAAGUGGAUAUGGAGGACCUACACUCACCUGCCCGUUGGGUACUUUAACCAAGGCGAGAUGGUGUUUCCGACACUGGAGGCUGUUUUUCAGAGACCUGAUUGGUUCAAAUGGGGUAGAGUAUCUGUUGUCUUCUUCACUAAAGAGACUGUACUCCAGAUGCUUGAGGACAAGCCAAAGAACUUCUUUGUGGAACAUCCUCACCACCACGAGUUACCAGAUGUAGAGUGCCCAUGUGGAUAUCUCCUCUUGCUACAUGGUGAACUACAAGGGAUCACAGUGCUGAGCUUAAGGCCUGGGGUAGGAGGGAUGAAUGGGGAAGAAACGGUCGAAACAACGCGCUGGGGACGUCCAGCGGGACGUCCUCGGUGUGUUGAGGGGGUCGUGGGGACAGUCGGACGGCGGGACGAGGAAGGCGGGGGCAAGCAGGUGGUGGCGGAGGAGAAGGCGCGAGGCGCCCGCGCUAGAACGGCCGUACGGCCGUCCGUCUUCAGCGCGGGCGUGGGUGCGGGCGUGGUCGAGGGCGUGGGCGGUGGGCACAGCGAGACGACAGGGUCCGCUCGACCCGUCUUGUACGCGGUCGAGGCGGGCGCGGAUGGACGCGGGAGAGACGGGGCAGGGGACUUACCGGAGACGAAGGACGCCGCGGGUGUCGUGGGGACAGUCGGACGGCGGGACGAGGAAGGCGGGGGCAAGCAGGUGGUGGCGGAGGAGAAGGCGCGAGGCGCCCGCGCUAGAACGGCCGUACGGCCGUCCGUCUUCAGCGCGGGCGUGGGUGCGGGCGUGGUCGAGGGCGUGGGCGGUGGGCACAGCGAGACGACAGGGUCCGCUCGACCCGUCUUGUACGCGGUCGAGGCGGGCGCGGAUGGACGCGGGAGAGACGGGGCAGGGGACGUACCGGAGACGAAGGACGCCGCGGGUGUCGUGGGGACAGUCGGACGGCAGGAGGAGGAAGGCGGGGGCAAGCAGGUGGUGGCGGAGGAGAAGGCGCGAGGCGCCCGCGCUAGAACGGCCGUACGGCCGUCCGCCUUCAGCGCGGGCGUGGGUGCGGGCGUGGUCGAGUGUGUGGGCGGUGGGCACAGCGAGACGAGGGGGCCCGCUCGACCCGUCUUGUACGCGGUCGAGGCGGGCGUGAGGUUUGAGAGACGGGAGACGGGGCAGUGGGUGGACGCGGGAGAGACGGGGCAGGGGACAUACCGGGAAACGAAGGACGCCGCGGGUGUCGUGGGGACAGUCGGACGGCGGGACGAGGAAGGCGGGGGCAAGCAGGUGGUGGCGGAGGAGAAGGCGCGAGGCGCCCGCGCUAGAACGGCCGUACGGCCGUCCGUCUUCAGCGCGGGCGUGGGUGCGGGCGUGGUCGAGUGUGUGGGCGGUGGGCACAGCGAGACGAGGGGGCCCGCUCGACCCGUCUUGUACGCGGUCGAGGCGGGCGCGGAUGGACGCGGGAGAGACGGGGCAGGGGACGUACCGGAGACGAAGGACGCCGCGGGUGUCGUGGGGACAGUCGGACGGCGGGACGAGGAAGGCGGGGGCAAGCAGGUGGUGGCGGAGGAGAAGGCGCGAGGCGCCCGCGCUAGAACGGCCGUACGGCCGUCCGUCUUCAGCGCGGGCGUGGGUGCGGGCGUGGUCGAGUGUGUGGGCGGUGGGCACAGCGAGACGAGGGGGCCCGCUCGACCCGUCUUGUACGCGGUCGAGGCGGGCGCGGAUGGACGCGGGAGAGACGGGGCAGGGGACGUACCGGAGACGAAGGACGCCGCGGGUGUCGUGGGGACAGUCGGACGGCGGGACGAGGAAGGCGGGGGCAAGCAGGUGGUGGCGGAGGAGAAGGCGCGAGGCGCCCGCGCUAGAACGGCCGUACGGCCGUCCGUCUUCAGCGCGGGCCGAGACGAGGGGGCCCGCUCGACCCGUCUUGUACGCGGUCGAGGCGGGCGCGGAUGGACGCGGGAGAGACGGGGCAGGGGACGUACCGGAGACGAAGGACGCCGCGGUCUUGAACCGCGGCGCCGGGUAGCGAAACAACGCGCUGGGGACGUCCAGCGGGACGUCCUCGGUGUGUUGAGGGUGUCGUGGGGACAGUCGGACGGCAGGAGGAGGAAGGCGGGGGCAAGCAGGUGGUGGCGGAGGAGAAGGCGCGAGGCGCCCGCGCUAGAACGGCCGUACGGCCGUCCGUCUUCAGCGCGGGCGUGGGUGCAGGCGAGGACGGAGGGCGACGAGCGAUGCAUGACUACCCCCAAUUUCUCUUGGGCGCCGUGGGGACGUGUGGGAUGGGUGGAGCGGAAGGAGGAGCAGGAUGAUGAGGAGGAAGAGGAGGUGGUAAAGGGACGCCUCUCACCCCCACGACCUUCGGGUCAAGGCACCUCACCUUCGGGCCAGACCUCUCAUCGUGUAUCCUACUGUCCUCCUACCUCGCAUUUGUGGGAAGACUGGACGGGGGAUGAUGGAGCACAGCCCAUGUGCAGCUGGAUCUGGAAAGCCCCGCAACCAGUAGUUCUUGCCGGAGUUGUUUCAAAGAGCAUCUCUUUCUGUGCUGUCGAGUCGCGAACGACAGUGCGGAAAGGGUACUCUAGCCCUUGCGCAGAUUCGGACUUGUACUAA
Molecule: messenger RNA, 3576 nt
Organism: Epithele typhae
Lineage: Eukaryota; Fungi; Basidiomycota; Agaricomycetes; Polyporales; Epitheliaceae
Exons: 23
Coding region: 1-3576 (1191 amino acids)
Source: RefSeq, a predicted model, not a curated record